AUGCCUCCAGGUCUGAGCUUUAGCUCAGCCUCCGGGAAUGGGACCCUGACAACAGAAGUGACUGCAGCCGGAGCAGCAGCUCAGCAAGUGGUGGAUCAGGCAACAGAGGCUGGGCAGAAAGCCAUGGACCAGGUGGCCAAAUCUACCCAGGAAACCGUGGACAAGACUGCUAACCAAGCCUCUGAGACGUUCUCAGGUUUUGGGAAAAAGUUAGGCCUCCUGAAGUGACGGAAGGGAGCCGUGGGCCACUCCCCUGCAGGCCCAAGCUCC
This is a messenger RNA of Miniopterus natalensis, 270 nucleotides long. Lineage: Eukaryota; Metazoa; Chordata; Mammalia; Chiroptera; Miniopteridae. The record is from RefSeq and is a predicted model, not a curated record.